UUCUCUUCUCACUCUCCGCUCUCGCUUCACUCUCCCUCGCUCGCUCGCGAGCGACCUCGGCGGCGGCGGCAAUGGCGUCCUCCCUCCGCGCCUCCCUCCUCAUCCUGGCGGCGCUCUGCGCGCUCGCGGCGUUCCCCUCCCAGGCCUCCGCGUCCCGCGACCUCGCCCCGCGCCGCCGCCGCGCGGGCUUCGUCGUGCGCGGCCGCGUCUGGUGCGACACCUGCCUCGCCGGCUUCGAGACCCCCGCCUCCACCUACAUCGCCGGAGCAAAGGUAAAGGUUGAGUGCAGAUCAAAAUCCACUGGCGCCAAGACAUGCAGCUUUGAGGGUGAGACCGACCACACUGGCACCUACAACAUCGCUGUCGACGAUGAGCAUGAGCAUGAGCUCUGCGAGUCUGUCCUCGUGAGUAGCCCAGACGCCGCCAGGUGCGGCAAGGCUGUUGCUGGACGGGAGAGAGCACCCGUCUUCCUCACCAACAACAAUGGUGUGACAUCCAAUGUUCGGCUGGCGAAUGCUCUGGGCUUCCAGAAGGAUGCUCCUCUUGCUGCGUGCGCGCAAAUCAUGAAGAUGUACGAGGAAGUGGAUGACCGUGUUUAAAGAGCACUAUCACCCAGAAAGUUAUUUGUCAAAGUCGUGUAUGCAAUGCUAAGACUUCUGUACAAGUAUUACUACGAGUAAAAGUAUCGUAUGUUGCACACUUGAUCAAGUUGAUAUAGCUUAGUACUUGAGAGUACGUUAUAUGUAAUGUACGUUCAUGUGCAGCUGAACUGCAAACUCAUCAGUUACUAAAUCGACAUGUGCUUCCUAUAUAUCAGGCAAUUCUUCUGUCAUCUAGUA
Molecule: messenger RNA, 839 nt
Organism: Oryza brachyantha (malo sina)
Lineage: Eukaryota; Viridiplantae; Streptophyta; Magnoliopsida; Poales; Poaceae
Product: pollen-specific protein C13
Exons: 2
Coding region: 72-599 (175 amino acids)
Source: RefSeq, a predicted model, not a curated record